GCCUCGUUCUCGCUUUUUCCAGAAAAUUGUUCGAACUGAGGAAUGGCGGGUGCGAAGAGCAAUCAAAUUCGACGUCUUUUCGAAACCAAUGAGUACAGCGCAGCAGUUUCAGUAGACCAAAGAGCUCUGAUAAACACAGUGUUAGCACGAUAUUCUACCAAAUUUGCAGCCUUCCGCGAACUAAUCAGCAACGCUGCAGAUGCAGCAGCGACAACGGUCAAGAUACAAAUCACAACAUCGCCAAGAACACCAUCCAACCCAAACGUUCCACCAGCAUCAUCUCCGGAUCUUGUUAGACUGCACAACGUCGUUCGUGAGGUUGUUGUGCACAACAAUGGGAAGUUUUUCGGCCCAGAUGACUGGGAUCGCCUCACGAAGAUUGGGAAAGGGAACCCAAACAUUAACACCAUCGGAAUGUUCGGGUUGGGCUUCUACAGCGUCUUCGAACUAACGGACGAGCCGAUCAUUGUUUCUCGUGCAGAGGCUGUAGCUUUCCAAUGGAUGGGUGACAUGCUCCAUCACAAGCAUGUGAAACUUCCGCCGGAGAGUUGUAUACAGGAAACCCAGGUCAUAAUGAAGUACAAGGAUGUCACUGCAAAAGUCCCUAACUUAUCUGAACUCGGUCAGUUUCUGGCGUGCAGCCUUGCCUUCGUAAACCUGUCGAAUAUGGAGCUCUGGCUAGACGACUGGAAAAUCCUGGCUCUCAGUAAAAGUACCGAUACCACUUCAGAUUUACCUUUGACAGACAUUCGGACUGUAACAGAUCACAUGAGUAUCAAUGCAAUUAAGCAGAAAAUGCUACAUCUGCAUGCCACCUGGUUGGACGGCAUACUCGAUGAAAUUGUGUCUUCACCACCAGUGUCACGAUCAAAACUAGCGGAACCCCUAGUCACGACCCGUUUUGAGGAAUUCAACGGCCCCUUCCCGAGUUUUAACCCACAAUCACCGGAACUUCGGAUCCCAUGCUCACCAGCCAGCGACCUGUCUGCAAGGCGUGCAGGCCAUUGGAAGAGGCUUGUCUGUAGUCUGCGAGACAGGUUUAGAUGCUAUGUUCGCACAUAUCAGUCACCUGUUGAACAACUGCUCCACCAAGGGCACUCGUGCGAGGCAGGAGGCAUGUCUGAAUCAGUCCUAAAUGCUACGAUGUCUGUUCACAUCACAGAAGCAACUGUGUCUACUCACAAUCUGAUUCAGCUCUCAUCAGAGUUGAAAACGGUGAUGAGAAAGGAGGUACCCAAUAAAUUCUCAGUCUCCAUCGUAACGUCUUGCGAAGACAACUCAAGAUCCUGUUCGUUGUUCAAGCUCGUUGCACCAUCAGAAUCAGAGCCUGGAAGAAUUAUCACCGGACUUCCGACUCUGCAAUCUACUGGCAUCCAGGCUCAUAUUCUCAUACCGGCAAUUCUCGAUAUGCAUCGUGGACUCAUAGACCUAACCACUAAGCAUGUCCAAGUGUGGAACCAGGAGCUGCUUCAGAUUGCGGGGAUCGUAAGCCGUGUGAUUUGGACGCAGAGGAUGGAAACUGUAAACCUCAUGGAGAAGUCUAAUCCCUCUCCGGUGGACUUGUAUCUGCAGAGAGAAGCACUUGUACCCAAAAAGCGAGAAAGUCAACUGGCUGGUGCUACGCGGAUGUUCAGACUAUUUUACUUCAAAGACUCAGUGCCAGAUACCGCCGUAGGUUGCAUCAUUCAGGACUACUUCUGGAGGGCCAGCAACUCCAUCAAAAUCAUUUCAACACAAGGCGUCCGGAAAAGUGACGAUGUUCGACUUGCAGACCCCAGAAUAUCGGGGUUCAUAACUAGCUUUCCCACUUUGCCACGCCGUCUCGCCAAGACAUUCAAGGUAUUCGUCACGGCACUUCACACCAGGCGCCUCAUCAGUAACGUUAGUACGAAAGACAUCCAUGACGAGCUCAAAAAGAACAUUCUCAGCACGGCUCAGUUCCAUCGCCUGCUCGACUGGGGAUUCUCCGCUGACAAGCAAUCUUUGGAGUCGAUCAUACAAGUCAUGAAGGCCGCAACGAUAAACCUACCAGGAAGAACUAAUAUCGCACUGAAGGAUGUGAAAUAUUUUUCCGAAUAUGAAAUCCCCGAGGGACUUGUACCGUGGAACACCAUUGCAUAUUCUGAUCUUCGCGAGCACGUGUCUAGGACGCAGCUUCGGAGGAUUGGAUGGAAGUCAUUGCCUAUUGUGGAGUGGAUUCGCCGCUUGCACCCGAGGUUGCAAGAUGUCAUAGAGGAUGAAGCGACGGCAGAGAAAAUUCUAGCCAUGGUCUCCUCAAAUCUACCAGAAAACGAAUACGAGUUUGUGGUCAAGUAUUUACCAAAGGUUCCAAUAACGAAAGGGGGGCUGCGUACCCCUGAAACGUCGUAUUUCCGUAUUGACACGCCAUUCGAGAAUCUAAGCCAUCUUUCUUAUGUUCGGGAGAUGCCAGGAGUCUCUAGGGCCCUGCUGGAAAAGAUGGGAGUGCGUAGCACCGUUGAGAUGAAUGAGGUUGUAAAGCAUCUAGACUCCGUACAGGACGACUUCUCGACACUCGGAGCGUAUGUCUCAUACCUGAUCGAAAUGCAUCAGCCUCCCUCUGAAGAAGAUAAGAAAAUUUUAUGUGUUGCACGGGUUUGGUAUGCAGAAGAGCCGAACCAAAAUGGACACAGAAAAGGUAAAAAGUACAAACUAGACGAGCUUUUCGAGCCCUCGGCUGCAACGCAGAAGCUACUACUGCCGACCCUAUUUUUACCUCAGACGUAUCGACCGGACAGUCCGAUGGGCAACCUUUUUCGCCUGUUAGGGUUGAAACAGCAUCCUUCCGUACCUGAGCUUUUUGACAUUGUGGAAAAAGCGAUUUCCGAAUCCGAUUAUGUGCUUCGGGAUCGUGCGUUGCGCUAUUUCAUCGACAACUUUGAGAACAACGGCGACUAUAAGGCCCACGACCUCACAAAUGUGACGAGUAAAAUCCUUCCGAUCGAAAGAAGCGAAUCGCAACACGCCGCCCCGAAUGCUUGCUUUACCAAUAAGAAAGUCACCCUGCUCAAUCUUGACAUCUUGGCGGAACGUUUUCACCCUUUCUCUAUGAAGCUAGGCGUACAGUCUGAUCCGCCGUUACAACAAUGCAUUGAUCGACUGCUGGACGAAAGACCAACCACCAUGGAGAGAGCUGCAGACAUUUUCGAGUACAUCAGCUCACUCGGAACUUUGGAUGACGCGUGUAAGUCCCGCCUGAAAUCUUCGAGCUUCGUACCUGUACCCACAGGGUUGAUUCGUAACGGCACUACAAGCAAUGUCAACAACAGAAACGGAGAUCCCGUUUAUGUGCAUCCACAUGAUUGUUAUGUUGGCCCUUUCACUGAGGAUUUCGAAGAGCUGAGUGGCCUUUUUGUGUACAUACGCGUUGAGAGGGCAAGAUUGUUUCUGGCUCAUUGUGGCGCGGCCGCUACGCCAUCGGCAUACGUUGUUGCCGAAAGAUUCAUGGAGACCCCAGGGGAAGUGAUGAGGGUUCUGAACAAAGACCCAGCGACCUACAUCAGAUGGUUUGUGUGGUUAGGUGAGCAGUACAAAAAAGGUCGAAUAUGUCGUGACUUGAUUGAGCGCACGAAAGAAAAUGCCUUCAUACCCACCAUCAGGUACACCAACAACCAGCAGAGUUUUGUACUAACAAAACCUGAUACGGCUGUGGUUCACGACGAUAUUCAUCUAUCUGAGUUGUUCAGCGAUGCCUUGCAUAUCGUACCACAGAAAGACGAAGUUGAGCAGUUUUGCCUGAGUCUAGGGUGCAAGAGACUGAGUGCUGCGGUGAAAACAGUGUGUAUUCCACGUCAAACAGCGGAUUCACAAGAUUAUACGCCACGCAAGCAUCGUCUACUCGAUCAGUUGCGAGUCUUCAUGACUUGUCUGGAUGUUCGUCGUGUCAGACUAUCCUGGGAGAUGCUCAGGAAUAACCUCCAGAUCAACUUUGUCAACCAAAUCGACAUGCGUUGUACAUACAAAGGUGUACAAAAAGCGGGACAGACUAAUGCUUUUGCGGAAAUACAUGGAUCAAAUCCCAUCUUGUGGAUGAUUGAAGGCAAAUUUGAGGCAUUCGAGCUGAGCCGUGAGCUGGUAAAGCUCAUUCUCAAGUUUCCAAAGCCUGUCGACUUCCUAACACUUGAGACAAUUCUACGAUCAGACUUGGCGGAUUUGAAGAGGCGGGGCUAUGGUAUCGAGCGAAUUCUCGGACAGGACAUGGACAUAACUCGUUUGCCUGUAUACCAAGACGAGACAGAGGAAUCGCGUCAAAUAAGUACAUCUCUACCAGAUAUCGGAAGGCAUUCUGGCAGUGCUGUAAAGCACAGUAGAACGGCAUCAGGAAUACCUAAUUUUGGAGAGCGGGCCUUGAACACAGAGAGCGAAAAAGCUCGGUCAGAUGUCGGCGUCGGCCAUGACUUGCGUAACGCAGUACCUUUCGAGGGCUGGAGCGUUGUUCCACAAUACGACAGACAGGCGCUCGAUGAUAUCUUACCACGAGCGGCACCACAGUCAGAUCUUGACUUCAUGAACAUGAACAAUUGGGCGACAUUCAGCGUUCCACCUUCUACCAUGUUCAUCGCCAAGGAGACCAACGAAACCCGAUACUUCGGAGAGCUAUAUAUGUCACAGUUCCUCAGUUCGCGCUUAGCGAAGGGAACAUAUCAGCCCAACAAACACUGGACAAGCCCCAUGCGCUCAAGGAAUGGUCACGAACCAUUUACAGCCAGACCGGGAGAUGAUCAUUUCUCUGCCUUCACUAUUAUUCAAGAGCGUGGGGAACUCAGGCAGGCAGUGGUACGAGCUUGUCGGAUAAACGAUUCGACACUUGAUCAACAGUGUACCUUUCACAUCGAAGUCUGUGCAACCAAUAAUGGUCUACACUCCUCGUUCAGAUUAUCCAACAGCCAGUACUUGAAGGCAAAAUCGAUGUUCCAUGCCACCGAAACAACAAUCAAAGACGUAUUCAUCUUGGCACGUGUGUACAAAGUCAAAUAUGAUCCAGGGAUCGCCUUGUACGUAGAUCCUUGGCGACUCCAUCUCGAGGGACUACUCCGUCUUGACUCGGCCAGCACAUAUCAGGCUAGCAUCUCGGAAAGAGCACAAGCAAUGUUGGAGGAAACCUCCGCCAACGAGAAACCAUCUGUAGGGCCAAAUAAGAUCUAUAAAGGUCUUGCAAUUAACGGUGACCGUUUCCGUUUGAUGAGGCUCGUAUCCAACGCUGAUGAGAACGCGCCCCUGAGAUGCACCCUCUCACGGUACAAGCUCAACGAAACCGAUUUCACAGCAAUCUCCUAUGUCUGGGGUCCGAGGCCGUCGCGGCUUUCACCGUUUCUACUUGAAGUAAAUGGGACAACAAUCUCAAUUACCGAGUCGCUAUGGACAUGUCUCCAUUGCCUUAGGCGAGGUGCUUGCCAGGACUUACUUUGGGCAGACGCUGUUUGCAUAGAUCAGAACGACGCUGUCGAAAAGAGCAUACAAGUCAGACGUAUGGGAACCCUAUACAGCAGAGCCAAGAAGGUCAUCAUCUGGAUGGGGAACAACAAGGACAAAGACUGUCGCGUCAUUGAUUUGCUCGCGAACAAACGAAGCAUUCGAGACCAGGUUAGGAUAUCAAACAAUGGUUCUGAAGAUCUAGAGCAUCUGUCUGGAGCCGAUAUUGACGCAUUUCUUCAAAGGCCUUGGUUCAGACGCACUUGGACAAUCCAAGAACUGGUCUUUGGCUCGGAUGUCGUUGUUAUGCUUGGAGACUCUCAAAUCAAAUGGGAUAACUUCAUAGGUCGGCUCAAAAAGUAUGUGCAGUAUUCGCAAUCCGAUCAAGCCCAAGACAGGAGGAGCAGCAGAUAUGUUCUCCAGAAUCUUGGCCCUGUCCUUACCUUGGAUCGUAUACGAAAGCUCUAUCAAGGCCGUGGUCAGAAGGAAACAAGCAAUCGUUACAAGCACGAGUUCUUGGAAAUCCUUGAAAUGUUCUUCUACACCAGAUCCUCAAGGCACCGCGACAAACUUUUCGCUUUGAUAAACAUGGCAUGCGACACGGAGAAUCACGACGCGUUUAUCCCGGAUUACGAAUCAAGCGCCCAGGUCAUUCUAAGCAGAUAUGCAAGUCAAUUUGUGAAAUCGGGCCAUGCACUGGACUUAUUGUACCGCGCCGGGAGCGAGAGGGGAAGCAGAUUUUGCUCCUGGAUUCCUGAUCUUAUGAAUCAUAGGAGAACAGAUCGUUACGCUCCCACAAUCUCGACAUGGCCGGCAACCGGUUCAGGCUCCUCGCACGGGUUUUCUGCUGGUGCUGGGAUGUUUCAUGCGCCUGAUCCGCAGAUCCGCAUCUGUUCGACCGUCUUUCAACACUACAAAAGCGACCAUGACGUACCAAUGCUCGCCAUCAAAGGCAAAAUUUUCGACUGUAUACGCAGCUGUCGACCGCUCAAAAUCAGCCCUGAUGGUACUGUCAUUCAUCCUAGUGAGGCCUUAGCAGAUUUCGAACGAUACAUUUCACCAAUGACCGAUGUAAAAAGCAAGGAUUGGAAGGAAAAGCUGCUGAUGAGGUUCUUUGUAGGAGACGCCGGAGGCCCACAAUCAAAAUCGCCCCUACCAUUCUCCGAGACGAUGAAUAUGGAAAGCUCGGAAGCGUGGCCACAGGAUCUCAAAGAACAUGUGCUUUCUGCAAAGCCCGGCGUGGAUGGCCGAGAGCUGAUGAACAAGUCACCCGAGGCUCAAAGUCAUAUCAAUGCAUUUUGGCAGACUGCUUGCAACUUCUUGGGAAGAAUUCCGUCUGCGACUGCUUGCCAAACCGAGAAGAACUAUGUAGGGAUAGUUCCAGGACAUGCCUGCGUUGGUGACAAGAUUUUCGUCGCUUCUGGAGCAAAGGUUCCAUUCUUGAUUAGAGAACACUCGGAAGUGCGAAUAAAGCCGAGCAAAGAUUCCAAACGUUAUCAGCAAAGACGUCUGUUUACUCUUGAAGGGGAAUGCUUUAUUGACGGCAUCAUGUACUAUACACAAGACCCCGGACUUGCAAGUAUAGAAAGCAGCAUUGUCUAUCUUAUUUAAAGAUUUAAAAUAAGAUAUGAUUGUCCUUGAAAUGUAUAGACCUGUUAGUUUCUCUAGUAGCUUCUAUCUUAUAGAUAUAUAGACACACAGACAUACAGAAGCUGCAUGUGAAGCUACAACCACUUAGUUCUAAGC
This is a messenger RNA of Boeremia exigua, 7176 nucleotides long. RefSeq lists its product as uncharacterized. The coding region runs from base 43 to 7041 and encodes 2332 amino acids. The record is from RefSeq and is a predicted model, not a curated record. The transcript has 4 exons. Lineage: Eukaryota; Fungi; Ascomycota; Dothideomycetes; Pleosporales; Didymellaceae.